AGCAGUUGGACUUCCUGCGCAUUAAUCUUUUUGUUUUCAUACUUUUAAAUAAACUUAAAUAGUGAGAAAUGCAAAUCUCUGCAAGAAUGAUGCUCGAAUGGAAUGUGGAGAUUUGACUUUUGGGUAUUUUGGGUCAGGUAGAGCAUCCUGAAGCGAUCAGGUAACCACGAGAGGUGUUGACUUCUUCACAAAUAACACUUUUGAAACACAAUAUUAGGAGCUGCAUCAUCCAGUGUGCUCACGGACUUCACCGGGAUGUUUUCCGCGACUCUCCUCCUCACUGCUCUCUGCGUCUUUGCGCACAUGGACACUUUUACGCACGGCUGCCAGCUGCCCUCCGAGUGGCGGCCGCUGAGCGAGGGCUGCCGGGCGGAGCUGGCGGAGAUCAUCGUGUACGCCCGGGUCCUGGCGCUCCACCGGGAGCCCCUGGGCGGCGGGGAAGGCAGCAUGUACAACUCGCUGUCCUUCGGGUUCGGGUACGGCUACGAGGGCGCAGAGGAAGGGCUGCUGUACUCGGCCGAGGUGGAGCUGCUGUGCGACCAGGCUUGGGGCAGCAUGCUGGAGGUACCCACCGGAUCCAGGCUCAAUCUGACUGGGCUCGGGUACCUGUCCUGCCAGUCCCACACGGUGAUGGAGAACUACUCCUACUUCUUCUUCCUCAGGAUGGACGAGAACUACAACAUCCUCCCCCACGGCGUCAACUUCCAGGACGCCAUCUUCCCGGACACCUCUGAGAACAGGCGCACGUUCUCCAGCCUCUUCCAGUUCUCCAACUGCACCCAAGGGAGCCAGCCGUUCCACACCUUCAGCCCUGAGUGGGACACCCAGGAGGACAACAGGCUGAUGUGCUCCUCGGUGCAGGGGGCCCUGUUUGAAGAGGAGGAGCGAGGCCGGAAGCUGCAGGAGCGCCUCGCCGGGGCGGAGAGGAGGAACCGGCAGCUGAAGGAGCGCGUUCGCAAGGUGAAGCGCUCCCUGAGGAACGCCCGCAAGGCCACGCGCAAGGCCGAGCAGGAGGUGCAGGAGCUGCAGGAGAAGCUGAAGGCCGUGGAGCGGAGGGAGGGGCACCACCUCAACGCCAUCACGCAGGAGGAGCCCUCACCGGGGCGCUAUGCGAGCACAGCGAUGCGCCAGCGGAUGCAGCUUUAACUAGUCCCACCCGCCCCGACCUGCCACCCGCCUGGACAGGACACUGGCUGUGGAGAGUGAGGGGCUGCUGGGCGGCCUCUAAGGAAGGGUCGGGACAAACAAUUAUCCUCAUAUAAGAGCAAAAUCAGCUGUAAAGUAAUAAUCCACGUAGUUUUGUCACACUAAUUCUCUCUUUUAUAUCUUUGAUUGCAACAACAGUGAGGGUUAGGAUGAUUCCUGGUCCUCAACUUAGGUUCGGGAGCUAGACCACGCCUUAACCACUCCUCUAAUUACCCAUCAACCCUUCUUAUACCUGGUCAACCCAUCCUUCUCCAUUUGUCUCAGAUCUCUCCCUCCCUCUUCCAUCCUCAUCCCUACCCACGUCCAUUCAUCCUCCGCUCCCUCAUCCCUUCCAGCUCCAUCCAGGGACUUUUUUCAUGUCUCUCCCUAGGUUCAGUCCGGGGGGUCCGACAUCAGCUUGGGCGAAAAAGUGCCUGAGACGGAACCCCCACACUGAGUCUCCAUCCGUCCAGUCCACGGCCUAGCCUCCCAGAGACAUUAUUCAUCCGUCCUCUUCCUCGCCCUUCACAUCCAUUCAUCCAUUCACAAUAUCCAAUGCAGCCUGAAUUUCCUUCAAAAGAUUUAACGAUUCGUUGUGGCGUGGUCCAUGUUAGUGACACAUUAUCAGGGUCAUCCUCAAAUAUUGUGCUUCCACCAACCUUUGUGGUCCGGUCUUUGAAACGAAAUCUAUGAAGUAUAGAUCUGUUUACACAGGAUCGAUAACAAGAAAAGAAGAAAGUUAAGUUGUCCCUUCACUUAUAUUUUACAUUUUUAUAUUCGAUAGUCUGAAUUCAGGGGCCCUCUUCUUUCAAGGACAUGGUCCACGAAUGCAGAGCUGAAAUGAGACGGUGUGUUCCACAGAGGAUUUUUCUAUUUGCGUCACUGGCGCGUUCUGCAGCCACAUGCGUAGCGAGCAUGUUAGUUUCCUCACCAGUGCGAUAUAAAUCCUGGGAUGGGAUGGCCUGAGAAGGAUACACCUGUUGGAUCCUUUGUUGCUCAGGAAGGGAAGGACGUUGAUUGAAGGAGCCUUCAAAAUGGAACAGCCUAGUUUCUCCGCUGUGAUGGAAGCCGUCUUCAAAUGCAGCCUGUGAAGGAUGCGGCCCCUGAAAUGGGACACAGCAAUUUUUCUUGCCACAAGGAACCCCCUUUGAAUAAUCACAGUCACAGUCACAAUCACUCUGUUAUCUUUGCUAACGAUAACCCUAAACCCUAACCCUAAGGACACUUAAGUUGCACUAUGGAUCAAGUGGUAAAGUCAGUAUUUGGGCAUUGAAAUCUGGCUCUGGCAAGUGCACUGUCUUAAUAGAAUCAAUAUCAGCAAUUUAAAUACAAUAUUUGUUCUUAUAACAAUCAAUAUUUAACAUGUAUUAAUAGUCAACUGUUACUUCAGAGAGAGUUUUAUGUCUGUGAAUGAAAGUUAUUAGAUGUUUGAUUUGUUAUUAAUUCCAGACUGAACAUCGGCUUGUAUGUAAAUAUUUUUGUA
Molecule: messenger RNA, 2668 nt
Organism: Platichthys flesus (European flounder)
Lineage: Eukaryota; Metazoa; Chordata; Actinopteri; Pleuronectiformes; Pleuronectidae
Gene: ccdc3a
Product: coiled-coil domain containing 3a
Exons: 3
Coding region: 256-1146 (296 amino acids)
Biological process (GO): negative regulation of gene expression
Cellular component (GO): extracellular region
Source: RefSeq, a predicted model, not a curated record